This is a messenger RNA of Trichoderma gamsii, 855 nucleotides long. RefSeq lists its product as hypothetical. The transcript has 3 exons. Lineage: Eukaryota; Fungi; Ascomycota; Sordariomycetes; Hypocreales; Hypocreaceae. The record is from RefSeq and is a predicted model, not a curated record. The coding region runs from base 1 to 855 and encodes 284 amino acids.
AUGGACAGCGACGAAUCCGAUUUCUAUGAACUAGGCGAUGAGGAAACCACAUCAAAUCUCUUGCAGCGGGUGGCUGACUUCGACGUGGAUGAAUGGGCCCUGCAGCAGCGAGUGCAUCCGGGCCGGCCCCUACAACAGACAGAUUUCCUCGAGGAGGCUUCCCACCUACACAACCCUUAUUCCGGAAUCCCCUACGCCUGGCAACUCACAGAGACAAUAGACCAGUUUCUCUCACGGCUGCCACCAUCAACAACUGAUCAGACGCCCGAGGUACCAUGGAUAUAUAUAUGCAAUCCCUACAUCCCGAGAGUGCACAAGCUGGAGAGCCAGGGUCAAUUCUCCAAAGGAAAUGAGGACGAGGCGCCAGAGGAAGAGGGUAGUAAGACAGCAAUAGUCGCUCAAGGAGGCUUGGAGAGGCUUCAUCUAGUCAGUAAAUUUAUCGAAGGAAUGCAGAGGUCGGGCAAGGGAAAGUCCGUUGUCGAGAAAGAAAUUAGAAAAGAGCAGAAGCAGGCUGUCAACGACAUUCUGGACCUGGCCCAUCUCGCCAAGGUUCGAACAGGCAAGUGGCUGCUCUUCUGCCCUGCCUCGGAAGUAAAUGAAAUGUGGGAGAUUGUUGCAAAAGCUACUGCAAACAACGAGCUUGGUAUCGCUGCCAAGGUUUUGCCGCGAUCACCAUUGGAAGACCCUCGCAAAGAUCGUCUCUUGUGUAUUUACACGGCAGACUUCAGGGACAAGACCGACGUUGGGCGUGUGUUGCAAACGCUUCGGGAGCUAAGACUGGUCGAAGCUAGAGGUCGACCAAUCUAUUAUAAACCAGGCAAGUUCUCUGCUCUACGGUACCAGUUGUCAGACUGA